AUGGAGAAUGGUUUGAUUGCAUCUAAGUGUGUAUGUCCGGUGUGUGGUGAGAAUAUGAAAUUGAUUGAUUUAGGAAACAGAAUCGAUGGAAAGAUCUGGCGUUGUAGAAAGAAAGGAUUGAAUCCACACCACAUUAAACGUUCUGUACGAAAGGGUUCCUGGUUCGAUAAAAGUCAUUUGGAUUUAGGAACAAUUUUGUGCUUAACGUACAUGUGGUUAAACCGAAUGAGGCGUGAAAGUAUUGUGAAUGAUUUAAAUGUUUCACCAAGAACGGUGACUGAUUGGAUGAAUUUUUGUCGAGGAGUAUGUGAAGAUGCUUGUUUGGCUUUUGACGGGAAAAUAGGUGGCGUUGGAAAGAUUGUGGAGAUUGAUGAGAGCAAAUUUGGAAAGAGAAAGUAUAAUAGAGGAAAACGAGUGGAAGGGAAAUGGGUGUUUGGAGGAAUAGUUCGAUACACAAAUGACUGUUUUUUUGAAGUAGUGCCUGAAAGAUCUACAGAGGUAUUACUCGAAAUUAUAAAAAGGCGUAUUCUUCUGGGAAGUACCAUCAUUUCAGACUGUUGGUCAUCGUAUAAGUGUCUUGAAAACGAAGGUUUUCAGCAUUUAACGGUGAACCACAGUCUGACAUUUAAAGACCCGGAAACAGGCGCUCACACCAACUCUAUGGAGGGAACCUGGAGCGCAGUAAAAAGAUCUUUACACGGGACAAACCAUGUAGCCGGAGAAUUUGACGGCUACAUGGCAGAGUAUAUUUGGCGCCGACAGAACAACGUCGUCAUAACAGAAAAAAUACGCCGAUUCUUUAGUGAAAUAUCCAAAUCGUAUCCUGUCGAGGCAACUGCUUAA
Argiope bruennichi is the source of this 843-nucleotide messenger RNA. RefSeq lists its product as uncharacterized. The transcript has a single exon. Bases 1 to 843 code for a protein of 280 amino acids. NCBI's taxonomy places the organism in Eukaryota, Metazoa, Arthropoda, Arachnida, Araneae, Araneidae. The record is from RefSeq and is a predicted model, not a curated record.